AUGAACGGGGAUCUCAGUCUCUCCCAGUCUCUGGGAGGGCUUCGCAUAGCGAAUCCAGACGAUUCUCCUCUCCAAUCGGAGGACGCGACCGCCGGUUCGAUGGUAGCCAGUCCAUCCGACAUGGGCGAUUCGGUAUCAACACAUCCACAGUUUUCCGAAUCUGUACCGCACGACGAGCAAUCCGCAUCAUUUCCUCCAGCCCCGACCGACUACCCAUCUUCAUACGAGACCCGAUCCUCUCUGACCUAUCCUGUACCUGACCUUCCUCAGGCCCAAGUCGUACUUUCCCGUGACAAUGAAUAUCGUAUGCGGACCGACUCAGGUGCCUCAUCGACUUCCACCCAGCAGUCCCGGAAAGACGUCCGAGGCGCGUCGGGCGUUGCGGCCAUGCAGGCCCAGGCAGGUGUCCCUGUUCGUGAUAACUCCCACAGCGACCGGUCCUACAGAACUGCUCAGAUCCCCAAUGGGCCGGCAGUGAUGCGUCAGACAUCAAGAGCACAUGCCCGAGGUAGCACACAGCAACCCGCGAUGGCCCGAUCCCCCUAUGGCUUAGAAAACGGACCCCCGCCCAGCAGCGAAGACUGGCAGGAUCGCGGCGCAGCUGUUUCCGUGAGGCAGGAAGUGGAUGCGAAUGGCCACACAGUAUCACGUUUUGUUAAGAAAGGAGUGCGCGAUUUUUCGUUCGGCAAUACCCUCGGAGAAGGCUCGUACAGUACCGUGGUCUUCGCAACGGAUAGACAGACGUUAAAGGAAUAUGCGAUCAAGAUCCUCGACAAACGGCACAUCAUCAAAGAGAAGAAGGUGAAAUACGUUAAUAUCGAGAAGGAUACGCUGAAUCGCCUCACCGACCACCCGGGAAUUGUCCGUCUAUACUAUACUUUCCAGGAUGAACGUUCGCUGUACUUCGUGUUGGAUCUUUGCAAAGGAGGCGAGCUUCUUGGUGUACUGAAGCGGAUGUCGACGUUUGAUGAAGAGUGCACCAGGUUCUACGGCGCCCAAAUCCUUGACACGAUAGAUUACAUGCACAAGCGUGGGGUGAUCCAUCGAGACCUGAAGCCGGAAAAUGUAUUACUCGAUCACCAAAUGCAUGUCAAAAUCACCGACUUUGGCACAGCAAAGAUUUUGAAAGCGCCACGGCGACCGGACGAGAGCACGAGUUCCAUUCCAAACAUGGAUUCCUCAGAAGUGCCCGAGGAAGAGCGAGCAAGCUCUUUCGUCGGUACAGCCGAGUACGUCAGUCCAGAACUUUUGACGGACAAGAAUGCUUGCAAAGCCAGCGAUUUGUGGGCGUUUGGUUGUAUCAUAUAUCAGUUGCUGGCUGGUCGCCCGCCUUUCAAGGCUGGAAACGAAAGAUCGUUGGCCUGGAUUACGAUUUUCCUGAUUGGGUUCCCGGCCGUUGCUCGGGACCUUGUCGAACGUCUGCUGGUUCUUGACCCUGCUCAGCGACUGCAGAUAGAGCAUAUCAAGAAUCAUGAAUUCUUUGAUGGUAUCUCAUGGGGUACCGACAUGUGGAAGCAGAAGGCCCCCCGCUUGAAGGCCUAUGUUCCGCCCCCACGAGAGCCGAUCAAGCUCAAUGGUGACAAUAGCGACAACUUCCCUCCUGCAAUCUCCACUGCUCCAUCCAACGCGCCGAACGCCGCUAGCACGAGGAACCUGCCUAGAGUAGUGACUGAGUUACCUCCGCCAAGUCAGUUGGAUAUUGAAUGGUCGCCAGUCCUCAGCAGAUCCAAUGAGCGAAUCCUCAAACUCGGGAAUAUGGUCGUCAUAUCCUCCGCGGCAAGUCAUAGCCCGACCGGGAAGAAUAGCAGUGGCGAGCUGGACACCACGUCCAAGAAAUUCUCGCGCUUCUUCUCAAGUUCGACAACAAAGAAACGAAACCGCCUAGUAAUGGUCACAUCGUCAGGACGAGUUAUUCUAGCGGCGCCGGGCGGGGAUGAAAAGAAAGCGAAAGCGGAGAUAUCUCUUCUUGCUACAGGAACGACCUUCAGAAGCACCACUGAUGUCAAAGGUCACUCAUCCUGGAUAGUGGAUACGCGAGAUAAGCACUUUGUAUUUGAAGAUCCCAAAUUAUCUCCUGGGGCGUCAGCCGUUACAGUACAGGAGUGGCUUGAUGCAUUGGAUCGAGCCAAGGAAAUUGCUUUGACCCAACCCAGUGCUGGGCCAUACUCCGCUGAUGAUGCAUUCCGCGACAUCCCAUCGGAGUUCUCCAGCCAUACCAACACGCUCGAUCGCACAGCCGAUCUACAGGGUGAAAACACAUCUCAUCCGCCGACUCGGAAUACAUUGGUUAAGCACCAGCAGCACGAUUCAGAAUCGGUCAAGGGGAAGAAGAGGUUCAGCAGACGCCAUUCCAAAAAUGGCCUUGCUGCUGCAUUCUAG
Molecule: messenger RNA, 2379 nt
Organism: Penicillium chermesinum
Lineage: Eukaryota; Fungi; Ascomycota; Eurotiomycetes; Eurotiales; Aspergillaceae
Product: PDPK1 family serine/threonine-protein kinase
Exons: 4
Coding region: 1-2379 (792 amino acids)
Biological process (GO): intracellular signal transduction; peptidyl-serine phosphorylation
Molecular function (GO): protein serine/threonine kinase activity; ATP binding
Source: RefSeq, a predicted model, not a curated record